UUCCUCUCUCCUCCUGCCUUGUGUCUGUGAGCUCCCACUCCUGCCUGCCCAGCCUGUGCCUCUCUCUAAGUCCCAGUCUCUCUCACUGAGUCUCACUCAACAGCCACAAUGCAAACAACCAGGCAAUCUUCAUUCUCUGUGCGCUCCUCCUCUAGCAAAAAGCCUGUUAUUUCAGUGUCCCAUAGCCCUGUCUACAGGGCUGCAAGCCUCCAUGGAGGUUCCGGCGGGGACCGGAUCAGCGUCUCCUCCAGCUUCCGUAGCGGGCUGGGAGCCGGGAUGGGGAUGGGAAUGGGAUCUGGAGGUGGAGGAUUCUCCAGCAGCGUCCAGGUGAGCGGGAAUAGUGCCGACAUCAUGGGCAACGAGAAAUUCGCCAUGCAGAACCUGAAUGACCGGCUGGCAAACUACCUGGAGACGGUGAGGAACCUGGAGCAGGCCAACCACACACUGGAGGUUAAGAUCAAGGAGGCCCUGGAGAAGAGCGGACCAGACUUCAGAGACUACAGCAAGUACCAGAUCAUCCUGGACGACCUGAGGAAGAAGGUGUUUGAUGCCACCACUGACAACGCCCGUCUGGUUCUCCAAAUCGACAACGCUCGCCUGGCAGCCGAUGAUUUCAGAGUGAAAUUCGAGUCCGAGCUUGCCAUCCGUCAGUCUGUGGAGGCUGACAUCGUUGGUCUGAGGAAACUCAUCGACGACACAAACAUGAGCCGCAUGAACCUGGAGAGCGAGAUCGAAUCCCUGAAGGAGGAGCUCAUCCACCUCAAGAAGAACCAUGAAAAUGAGGUUAUGGAGCUCCGUAACCAGAUCGCCCAGUCAGGAGUCCAUGUGGAUGUUGACGCCCCUAAAGGGCAGGACCUGGCUCAGCUCAUGACAGAAAUCCGGGCCAAGUAUGAGAAGAUGGCAAAGAAAAACCAGGACGAACUCAAAUCAUGGCACGAAUCCCAGAUAACAGAAGUACAGACCCAGGUCAGCCAGAACACAGAGGCCCUGAAGGGUGCACAGACAGAGGUGAACGACCUGCGCAGACAGCUACAGACUCUGGAGAUCGAGCUGGAGUCACAGGGGAGCCUGAAAGGAUCUCUGGAGGGCACACUGAGGGACACGGAGAUGCGUUACAAUAUGGAGAUUCAGUCUCUUAACAACAUCCUCCUGAGCCUGGAGGCGGAGCUCACACAGCUGCGUAACAACAUCCAGCUACAGACACAGGAGUACGAGGCCCUGCUCAACAUGAAGAUGAAGCUGGAGGCCGAGAUCGCCCAAUACAGACGUCUGCUGGACGGGGAAAACUUCUCGCUCGAGGACGCUCUGACCCAGAAGACGGUGAAGACCAAAGUGAUGACCGUCACACAGACCUUGGUGGAUGGCAAGGUGGUGUCCUCCAGCACAGAAACCAAGAAUGUUUAAAAACCAGAAGCAACCACCCGAUACUCCCUACAAUAACUAUCACUGCAUCAUAACACUAACCAGCAAUUGGUCCAAAUUAACCCCGCCUCCCAGUGGGUUCUAAUUUAUCUUCUUAGUCAUACAGCACUAACAGUUAAAGUCUCAGCCAUCACAGUUAGUUUAACCUCCUGGAUACACAGCUCCUACACAGGCUGAUGAGAAAACUGGAUCAGAGGAAAAACUAAGUCAUCUUUUAUUUAUUUCAUCAUGGUUUAUUUAUGUUUGUGCGUUCAGCUUCAGAUGUUUACCAUUAAAUCUGAGAAAUGUGAGCUCUAUCAGAGAAGAACUAAUUAAGACACAAAAAAUUUCAAAGUGAAAAAGAGUCCAAUUUAAUGCAAAAACAUAUUUUUAUAUUUCAUCAUCUUUGGUUUUCUUUCUGUCCAGUUUAGUCCGCCCGAUGUGCUGUGAUGUUCAGACAUUCCAAUAAAGUCCAACCAAGACGAAA
Labrus bergylta (ballan wrasse) is the source of this 1888-nucleotide messenger RNA. RefSeq names its product keratin 18a, tandem duplicate 1 (gene krt18a.1). Gene Ontology annotation, molecular function: structural molecule activity. Lineage: Eukaryota; Metazoa; Chordata; Actinopteri; Labriformes; Labridae. Gene Ontology annotation, cellular component: cytoskeleton; keratin filament. The record is from RefSeq and is a predicted model, not a curated record. Gene Ontology annotation, biological process: intermediate filament cytoskeleton organization.